This is a messenger RNA of Ochotona curzoniae (black-lipped pika), 480 nucleotides long. RefSeq names its product mitochondrial ribosomal protein L54 (gene MRPL54). Bases 11 to 418 code for a protein of 135 amino acids. Gene Ontology annotation, molecular function: structural constituent of ribosome. Gene Ontology annotation, cellular component: mitochondrial large ribosomal subunit. The transcript has 3 exons. The record is from RefSeq and is a predicted model, not a curated record. NCBI's taxonomy places the organism in Eukaryota, Metazoa, Chordata, Mammalia, Lagomorpha, Ochotonidae.
UGCAGACGUCAUGGCGGGCAGGAGCCUUGUCGGGGCCGCCCGGGCCUGCGCCGGCUGGGGCGUCUGGGCGCCCCGAGUUGGCGUCUCGCCCGCGUCGCUGUCGGCGCGCGGUUACGCUAAGAAACCGGUCUCCAAGGGCAGCAAAGGUGGCGCCGUGGGCGAGGCCCUCAAGGACCCAGAGGUGUGCACUGACCCCGUGCGGCUCACCACCCACGCCAUGGGUGUUAACAUCUACAAGGAGGGCCCUGACGUGGCCCUGAGGCCGGAUGCCGAGUACCCAGCAUGGCUCUUCGAGAUGAACGUGGGGCCCCCUAAGAAGCUGGAGGAGCUGGAUCCUGAGAGCCGCGAGUACUGGCGGCUGCUGCGGAAGCACAACAUCUGGAGGCACAACAGGCUGAGCCGCAACAAGAGGCUGUAGGGGGACCGAGGGCUGGGGGGGACGGGCGCCUCCUCACUCCCCAGUAAAGCUCCGUGUGUGCA